AUGGCAUCAUGGCCUACCAAGAGGGUAUAUGACAAAGCCAUCAAUGAGUGGGGGCAACCCAAAUCAAAGAUCACCCACCUUGUAUUCACUACCAUUUCUGGUGUUGAUGCACCCGGUGCUGACUUCCAACUCAUCAGGCUUCUUGGCCUUUCCCCGACCGUGAAACGUAUGAUGAUGUAUCAUCUAGGUUGCUACGGUGGUGGAAGUAUCCUUCGUGUUGCUAAAGACCUUGCUGAGAAUAAUAAAGGUGCUCGUGUCCUCGUUGUUUGCUCAGAGUUGAACUCUGUGAGUGGCUUCAAGGGACCUACUGAGACUGACUUCCACAUCCUACUUGGGCAGGCAAUCUUUGCAGAUGGCGCUGCAGCUUUAGUAGUUGGUGCAGACCCUGACAUGUCAGUUGAGCGCCCAUUGUUCCAACUCUUCUCUACAGGUACUCGAAUUCUUUCAUACUCAAAUGAUAUGGUUGAAGGUCACUUGCGUCAAACGGGUCUUUCAAUCAGCUUAUGCAAAGAUGUAACCAAAACUAUUUCUAGGAACAUUGGAAAAUGCUUGGAAGAAGCAUUCAAAAAUAUUGGUAUUAGUGAUUGGAACUCCAUUUUUUGGGUGUCUCACCCUGGUGGGCCGGCAAUUUUGGACCUCAUUGAAGUAUCCCUUGGUUUAAAAGAGGAGAAAUUGAAGGCAUCAAGGGAAGUGUUGAGCGAAUAUGGUAAUAUGUCGAGCCCCACUGUGAUGUUCAUUUUAGAUGAGAUGAGGAAUAAGUCUAUGAAAGAAGGAAAAGCCACAACUGGAGAAGGGUUUGAUUGGGGUGUGCUAUUAGGGUUUGGUCCAGGUUUAACUGUGGAGACAAUUGUCUUGCGUAGCAUCGAUACAGCUUAAUUUGGGCUUAUUGAUCUUACCAAUUUGCAUUGAUUUGUAGUUAUACUCUAGUUUAGUUGGGGUUUUCUGUAUAGCCCUAUAUUAUGUCCCUUCAUUGGUUUCAUUAUUUGGUCCUUUUAGAGUUUUUCCCCUAGGGAUGCCCCAUUUAUGUAUUAAUAUGGUGAUAUGAUUUUUGACAUUUAUUGUUCAAUGAGGGCCAAGGUCCUC
Molecule: messenger RNA, 1083 nt
Organism: Macadamia integrifolia
Lineage: Eukaryota; Viridiplantae; Streptophyta; Magnoliopsida; Proteales; Proteaceae
Product: chalcone synthase 2-like
Exons: 2
Coding region: 1-876 (291 amino acids)
Biological process (GO): polyketide biosynthetic process
Molecular function (GO): acyltransferase activity, transferring groups other than amino-acyl groups
Source: RefSeq, a predicted model, not a curated record